Cucumis melo (muskmelon) is the source of this 1700-nucleotide messenger RNA. RefSeq names its product probable magnesium transporter NIPA1. Lineage: Eukaryota; Viridiplantae; Streptophyta; Magnoliopsida; Cucurbitales; Cucurbitaceae. The coding region runs from base 541 to 1524 and encodes 327 amino acids. Gene Ontology annotation, molecular function: magnesium ion transmembrane transporter activity. The transcript is spliced from 8 exons. The record is from RefSeq and is a predicted model, not a curated record. Gene Ontology annotation, cellular component: membrane. Gene Ontology annotation, biological process: magnesium ion transport.
UGAAGGCAUGGUGAGCGGAAGCUGGAGCGACCAGAAUAUUCCUCAUUUUUCGUUAUAAAGUGUUGUCCGUGCGCUUUCAAUGGCGUUGUCGAAAUUGCGUUUGAAAGAACUGUAAAAUAACAAAUAUCAUAGAAAAAAGGAACCAAAGGAGAAUCCAUUGGAAAAGCGCGGCAAGGACACUUGAAACUGAGUUGUACUUCUAUUUUUCCUCAUUCGUCAUCUCAAAUGCAAAACUUAACCAAACCACAACUCACCCCACUCCUAAUCAAUCAAAUGUUACAACCCAUCAACAUCAUCAAUGCCGCUUCUCGAAUCGACCCGUUUUUCAUAUAUCGCGGUGGUGGUGGCUUCAUAGCUUUCUAAGGCUUUUCCGCGAGCCAAGAGGCAUUAUUUUUUUCUCGAUUUCUGAUGUGGGUUUCUUGUGAUUUCUUCCUUGGGUUCUUACUUUUUGAUAAAUGGGUGUAGGGAUUUGGAUUAGAUGUCUCUUGGCUCGCGAACAAGUUCUUCCACUAAUCCUCCCUCAUAUUUCUUUUUCAAACUAUGGGGAUUUCGUCUGAUAAUGUUCGUGGGUUUCUUUUUGCUGUUUCUUCCAGCGUCUUUAUUGGCUCUAGUACUAUUAUCAAGAAGAAAGGUCUCAUCAAAUCAGGGGCUGCUGGAACCAGAGCAGCAUAUGGAGGCUUUUCGUACUUGUGUGAACCUUGGUGGUGGGCUGGGAUGAUAACUUUGAUUGUUGGGGAGACUGCUAACUUCGUUGCUUACGCAUAUGCUCCUGCAAUUCUUGUCACUCCUUUGGGAGCUUUGAGCAUUAUUUUCAGUGCAGUUCUAGCUCACUUUAUGCUGAAGGAAAAGCUGCAUAUCUUUGGAAUUCUUGGUUGUGUUCUCUGUGUUGUGGGUUCUACAACUAUUGUUUUGCAUGCUCCACUGGAGAAAAAGAUUGAAUCUGUUAAGGAAGUUUGGCAUCUUGCUACAGAGCCAGUAUUUCUUGUCUAUUCAUUCCUAGUAAUGUUUGUAGUUGCGGUACUCAUUUUUAAAUAUGCCCCUCGCUAUGGCCAGUCCCAUAUGAUUAUAUAUGUUGGAAUUUGCUCUCUCAUGGGAUCUCUUACGGUUAUGAGUGUCAAAGCAGUAGCUAUUGCUGCCAAGUUGACAUUUGAAGGAAUGAAUCAAUUCAAGUACUUCGAGACAUGGUUCUUCAGUGUGUUUGUGGUUGGCUGUUGUAUUUUGCAGGUGAUCUACUUGAACAAGGCUCUUGAUGCUUUCAACUCUGCUAUUAUAUCUCCAUUUUAUUAUGUGAUGUUCACAACUUUUACAAUUCUUGCCGGUACGAUUAUGUUCAAGGAUUGGGACACACAGAGUGCAACACAAAUUGCAACUGAAGUUUGUGGAUUCAUCACCAUUCUUUCCGGCACCUUUCUCCUCCACAAAACCAAGGAUAUGGGAAAAGGCCCUGCCACUCAACCCCCUCUUUUCCAAACUCAAAGCCAUCCUCAUCAAAAUCAAAAUCUAUACACCACCAGAACAUUGUAGUUUCAAAUUAUACGCUAUCCCCAUUUGGAGACGAACAGAUCGUCGAGCUAACAAAUUCCUUGCAUGAAUAAAAUUGCCACCUCCAUGACUAUUAUGGCAAUAUUUGUUUAAAAUCACUCAUCAAUUUUAAUUCUAUUAAAAGAUGCUUUUGAAAAUAAAAAAUUCACUCUUGAAUU